AUGCAAAGUGGUAGGGCAACAGAAAAAACAGAUGUAUACAGCUUUGGAGUCUUGGUGCUGGAAGUUUUGAGUGGGAAACGACCCACUGAUUCAUCAUUCAUUGGGAAAGGCUUGAAUAUUCUAGGAUGGUUGAAUUUCUUGGUCCUUGAGGACCGUCAAAGAGAAAUAAUUGAUCCACACUGCGAUGGCGUGCAGAUUGAAAGCUUGGAUGCUUUGCUCUCUGUUGCCAUUCAGUGUGUUUCCUCAGCUCCAGAAGAGCGGCCUACAAUGCACAGAGUGGUGCAAUUAUUGGAGUCAGAGGUUAUGACACCGUGUUUGAGUGACUUUUAUGACUCUAACUCAGAUUAG
Messenger RNA from Phoenix dactylifera (date palm), 348 nucleotides. Its product is annotated as LRR receptor-like serine/threonine-protein kinase FEI 1. The record is from RefSeq and is a predicted model, not a curated record. Gene Ontology annotation, molecular function: ATP binding; protein kinase activity. Gene Ontology annotation, biological process: protein phosphorylation. NCBI's taxonomy places the organism in Eukaryota, Viridiplantae, Streptophyta, Magnoliopsida, Arecales, Arecaceae.